UGAAAUAAGCUGAUAAAUUAAUUCAGUAACUAAAACAUUUACAUCAUUACAAGACAAAUGACAAACUCCUCAUUCAGAGCAACCUAAACAUAUAUUCAAGGAAUGAAACCAAGCAUCUCAAUCUGAUGAAAGGCGUUCCUCUUUUCACUGUGAGUUCAAUUUGCUGUAACAGUUACUUACUAGCCUUAUAAGGUUUUCAAUUGUUCAACAUGGCAAUUUAAGGACCAAUAGAUUCUAAUUUUUCAAUCAUACAAGUCAUUCCAACUCCAGUUGGAUCCAAAUCUACUCAUUAGAUAGAUAGCAUAGUCGUUAUGAAUCAACCUCGGCCCGACAGGAACUUUGACGUCACCAAAUCAGUUAUUGGGUUAAAAAGGUUGAUUUGGGAUCCAGGCCCAAUUAGCAACUAAUUUAAAAGGAAGAGAAGUUAGAAAGAGAGGUUAAGCAUAUUACGAAGAAACCGUGUGUUCCUCUAUCUCUUUCUAGAAUCUAACUUUCCAUCUCCAUUCUUAUCUUUAUCUUUAGUUACUUGUUAUUUCGGUAUUUCACUUUGUAAUUUGAUUAUCAAUGAAUAUGAUUUUUAUGUAUUUGUAUUGAGAAUUCGAGUUCGUUUCAUUGGUGCUUUCAUCCAGAGGUCUUCAAUGGAGGACCAAAUAUCUCGAACAAUUGAAGAUUCAAUUAAUGUCAUGAAGGAUACUUGGUCGAAGGAUCUCGCCGAAAUUCGUUCACUAUUACAAGAGUUCGUUGGAAUCCUUCCAACGAGUAAACCAAGUCCGGUGGAAUUUCAACGAUUCUGUGGCCAGAAUCCAGAGUUAUGGAUUUCUCAGGCUGAACGCUAUUUUGAGUUCCAUGAGAUUACAGAAAACCACAAGUUACAUCUCGCAUCGUGCUAUCUCGACGGGGCAGCUUUACAGUGGUAUCAGUGGCUUUUCGAGAACAAACAAUUGGUAGAUUGGAAACAUUUUGUUGAGAAAGUGUUGAUUCGCUUUCGUAAAUGUCAUCUCAAAUUGCACGCAUAUAGUUUAUCCAAUCUCCAACAGUGGAGAAAUAUAACCAAUUCAGCGUUGCUUAAAAGCUGUGAAGAGAAAUCUGAACAAAAAAGUAAAAUUGGUGCGCACAAGGUGUUUGACAAAAGAUUAACUAGCAACUGUCCCACAGACACUCCAAUUGAAAGGGCUGGUGAAGAAUCUCCAAGUAUGGAUAGUAUCUCAGUCGAAUUGUUCAAUGGACAUCCCCAAGGAGAAUCUUCAGGGAGGUGCAACUGACGUGACCAUCGACGGACCGUAGCCUGACCCACGGUCCGUCCUGCACAACCGUCGAUGGAAUCAGAAACUCCCAAACAUCUCAGCCCAGGAAAAUUGGUUAAGUGUUGGUCGACGGACGGACUUACAGUCUGUUGGUCAGACUACGGUCCGUAGUCCAUGACCGUCGAUCAAGACCCCCUUCACCCACUCUCUGACAAGAGCCACGGAUGUCCAACAUGGUCCGUAGAUGGACCCACGGUCCGUAGGUCUGACCGUAAGAUGGAAUUAGCAGACAGUUAUGGGAGAAGUGCAGUUGGGUCAACUUCAAGUGGUCAUAACUCUUAGCACAAAAUAAAUUAGGUGUCCCAUGACCUACCCACAGAUAAAUAAUUGAAUUAUCUUUCCAUAGCCACCGACCUUACUAAAACCAAACCUCUGAUUAAAAAGUUAUGCCCGUUUUAGUAAAGGCUUGUCGAACAGGCCCAACUGACGGACCAACCGAUGGGGCGUGGAUCCACCUACGGACCGUCUGUCCUAGCUGUAGGUUGGUCCGACAACAACUUUCUCAGGGGUCUUUUGAACCUUUUCCACUUCGUUUAAACCCUAAUAUACGUCGUUUUGACCCUAAAUUAUCAGAUUUUAGUCAGUUUAAGCCUAGAAACAUAAUUAAAACAUAUCUAAGUCAAAUCAUUAAAUCA
Messenger RNA from Solanum lycopersicum (tomato), 1939 nucleotides. RefSeq lists its product as uncharacterized. NCBI's taxonomy places the organism in Eukaryota, Viridiplantae, Streptophyta, Magnoliopsida, Solanales, Solanaceae. The record is from RefSeq and is a predicted model, not a curated record.